This is a messenger RNA of Drosophila albomicans, 1084 nucleotides long. RefSeq names its product nedd8-conjugating enzyme UbcE2M (gene UbcE2M). The transcript is spliced from 4 exons. Bases 218 to 766 code for a protein of 182 amino acids. The record is from RefSeq and is a predicted model, not a curated record. NCBI's taxonomy places the organism in Eukaryota, Metazoa, Arthropoda, Insecta, Diptera, Drosophilidae.
AUUUGACUGCCAUUUCGACAGACCCGUUGAAGAAGAAGAAACAGAAAAGAAGAAGAAAGGCACUUGAAACAACUAAACUAAAAUUUCGAGCUAAAUCUAAGAAAUAGCCUGCAAAACAAAUUGGAAAAUACUUGCAUUGAAAAAGAAAAAUAUACAACGCCAGCAAGCGCCAAGUAAAGAAGGCACACAAAUAUAGCGCAAAUAAAAAAAUAAAAAGAUGAUUAAACUUUUCUCGCUGAAACAACAAAAGAAGGAUGGUGACCAAUCGGCACGCGGAGGUCAGCAAAAGAAGGCAUCAGCAGCCCAGCUGCGUAUACAAAAAGAUAUUAAUGAACUGACUCUGCCAAAGACUUGCGCAGUUGAGUUCCCCGAUUCCGAUGAUUUGCUCAAUUUCAAAUUGAUCAUGUCACCGGACGAGGGCUUCUACAGAGAUGGACGCUUCGUGUUCAACUUUCGGGUUGGCUCCAAUUAUCCGCACGAGCCGCCCAAGGUGAAGUGUGGCACGCAGGUGUAUCAUCCCAACAUCGAUCUCGAUGGCAAUGUCUGUUUAAACAUCUUGCGCGAGGACUGGAACCCAGUGUUGACCAUUAACUCCGUUGUCUAUGGCUUGCAAUUUCUCUUUCUGGAGCCUAAUCCAGAGGAUCCGCUGAACAAGGAAGCCGCUGAUGUACUGCAAAGCAAUCGUCGCCAAUUUGAAUACAAUGUGAAGAAGGCAAUGCGUGGCGGUUGCGUUGGCGAAACCUUUUUUGAAUGUUGUCUCAAGUGAUAUAGGAAAUCAAAAGUCUUUAAUUUAAGAAACGGCGUCUGGCUGUUCGCUGCAACCUUGACCGUUGCUGUCAGCGAUCAUUGGACGCGUUUUUAUUAAUAAUUAUACACAACAAACAACACGUACACUAAACAUGCGAAUUUGGGUCUGCAGCAACAGAAACAGUGAGAGCAAACGGCGGCAGCAACAAUAACAACAACUACAACAAGUGCAGCAUCAACUUGUAAAAGCCGCAACAACAGCAAACGAAAUACAAAAGCAACAGCAAUAGAAAACAACAAAUUACCGUAAUAAACAACAAACUGCGUACCGAAUAAA